Molecule: messenger RNA, 4996 nt
Organism: Myotis davidii
Lineage: Eukaryota; Metazoa; Chordata; Mammalia; Chiroptera; Vespertilionidae
Gene: ARHGAP31
Product: Rho GTPase activating protein 31
Exons: 12
Coding region: 92-4459 (1455 amino acids)
Biological process (GO): small GTPase-mediated signal transduction
Molecular function (GO): GTPase activator activity
Source: RefSeq, a predicted model, not a curated record
AGCCGGUGAUCUAGCCCCGGAGACCAUCUCCGGCGCGGUGCCAAGCAGCGGGGAGGGGAGCACGGAGGGGCAACCUCUUGGGGACUAACUCAUGAAGAACAAGGGUGCCAAGCAGAAGCUGAAACGAAAGGGAGCCACCGGCGCCUUUGGCUGCGACCUGACGGAGUAUCUGGAAAGCUCAGGACAAGAUGUUCCAUAUGUAUUGAAGAGCUGUGCAGAAUUUAUAGAGACUCAUGGCAUUGUGGAUGGAAUUUAUCGGCUUUCGGGAGUCACCUCAAACAUACAACGGCUACGGCAAGAGUUUGGCUCAGAUCAGUGUCCAGAUCUGACCAGGGAAGUGUACCUCCAGGACAUCCACUGUGUGGGCUCACUCUGUAAGCUCUACUUUAGGGAGCUGCCCAACCCCCUCCUGACGUAUGAGCUCUAUGAGAAAUUCACGGAGGCAGUGUCCCGGCGCCCAGAAGAAGGCCAGUUGGCCCGAAUCCAAAAUGUUGUCCAGCAGCUUCCCCCGCCCCAUUAUAGGACCUUGGAAUACCUGAUCCGACACCUGGCUCACAUCGCCUCCUUCAGCAGCAAGACCAACAUGCACGCCAGGAACCUGGCCCUGGUGUGGGCGCCAAACCUCCUCAGGUCCAAAGAAAUCGAAGCCACUGGUUGCAAUGGAGAUGCAGCCUUCCUCGCUGUCCGGGUCCAGCAGGUGGUGAUUGAGUUCAUAUUGAAUCAUGUGGAUCAAAUCUUUAACAAUGGUGCACCUGGGUCUCUGGAGAACGAAGAAAACUGGCCCAUCGUGAAGAGCCUGACCUUGCCAGCCCUCUCCCUGCCCAUGAAGCUGGUGAGUCUGGAGGAAGCUCAGGCCCGGAGCCUGGCUACUAACCAUCCUGCCCGGAAGGAAAGGAGGGAGAAUAGCCUGCCCGAGAUCGUGCCUCCCAUGGGCACUCUCUUCCACACUGUCCUGGAGUUACCAGACAACAAAAGAAAACUCUCCAGUAAAUCAAAGAAGUGGAAAUCAAUAUUUAAUCUGGGACGUUCUGGAUCAGACUCCAAAUCCAAGCUGAGUAGAAAUGGGAGCGUGUUUGUGAGAGGACAGCGGCUCUCAGUGGAAAAAGCUACUAUCCGACCAGCCAAAAGCAUGGACUCGCUGUGCUCAGUGCCCGUGGAAGGUGAGGUUUUACAGUGGUGUUUGGAACUGGCGAUUACAGCUGGGAGACUGGAGGAAGGAGAUUUUAUUCCAGCCGCGAAAAUGCACGCGACCAGCAUUGGCAGCUCCUGCGACCUCACCAAGCAGGAGGGUGACUGGGGCCAGGAGGGGAUGCCAGCGGGGGCCGAGGGGGGCUUUGACGUGAGCAGUGACCGAAGCCAACCCCAGGGCGCUCAGGCCCGGCCCCCUCCGGAGCAGCUGAAGGUGUUCCGGCCCAUUGAGGAUCCCGAGAGCGAGCAGGCAGCCCCGAAGAUGCUGGGCAUGUUCUACACCUCGAACGACAGCCCCAGCAAGUCCGUCUUCACCAGCAGCCUCUUCCAGAUGGAGCCUUCACCCCGACACCAGCGCAAGGCGCUGAACAUCUCCGAGCCCUUUGCCGUGUCCGUGCCGCUCCACGUGUCGGCUGUCAUCAGCACCAACAGCACCCCGUGCCGGACACCCCCAAAGGAGCUGCAGUCUCUCUCCAGCCUGGAAGAGUUUUCUUUCCAGGGGUCAGAGAGUGGAGGCUGUCCUGAAGAGAAGCCCCCAGGAGCCGAGACUUCUGCAGCUUCGGUCCCUAAGAAGGCGGCUCUGGAGGAUGCCAAGCCAGAGCCAGGAGCAGCGAGGACAGUGGAAUGCAGCAAAGGCCUUUCUCUGGAGCCAGGAGCCCAGUUGGAGGAGAAGAAAACCUCAGAAAUCCCCCUGAGCUGUCAACAUUCCAGUGACUUGGAGAAGAGGCUGGAUCCAGAGAAGGUGGUGGAGGAGGAGCCAGAGGCCGGCCAGGUGGAGCCCAGUGCUCCGCAGGAGGGCCCCAUGGCCAGAGCAGAAGUGGUGUUCCUCCAUGAGAUGGAUGAAGAUGAUCUGACCAGCACCCUGAUCUGGCCUGAGAUUCAACAGGAGCUAAAAAUCAUUGAAUCUGAGGAGGAGCUGCCCUCGUUGCCACCACCUGCUCUGAAGGUCAGCCCAACUCAGCCCACCCUUGAGUCAAAUCCAAGGCCUUUUGCUCCCCCAGAGCCUCCUGGGAGCUUGCCUUGUGUCUGUAGCCCAGCUCCAGUCUCUGCCCCUCUGGAGGAGUGGGCUAGGGAUCCAGCCAAACAGAGCACAGAGGAGGCUCCCACAGCAGCCAACAGAGAGAAGCCAGAGGCCAUCAGCAGCCUCCACAGAUCUGAGACUGAGAAGGCUCCGUGCCCAGACCCCACCAGCCUGGCUCCUCUGGAAAUCAUUCCACUGGAGGCGGCUUCUCCACAAGCAAGGGUGGAGGUGGGAGGCCCGGGGAACCUGUCUCCUCUGAUCCCACCUGCUCCACCCCCUCCAACGCCUCUGGAGGAGGCACCUCGAGUCCAGCUACAGAAGGACGGCCCUGAGAGGGAAGACUCACCAAAGAAUUCGAGGACAAGUCCACACAUAGACCAGCCAAAACCCAAAGGCAGUCCUGCGAUCCCCAGUCUUUGUCAGGGAGACAAGGCCUCUCCCAGACAGUGUGAGAAGCUGAAGUCAAAGAAUGCUGCUCCCGAUGGAAAAGGUGCUGGUUUUCCAAGCCCAACAAGGGAGGUUGAGCUCUCCCCACCCGGAGAGGGGGAUGCAGCCCAUUCAACGCAGGAGCCCUCGGACGGCGAUGACGAUGACACCGGGACAGACGUGGCCCAGCACGGCCUAGAGAUGGUGGAGCCCUGGGAGGAGCCCCAGUGGGUGACGAGUCCCCUUCACUCCCCCACCCUGAAAAAUGGGCAAGAGGCCCAGGUGCAGGGCCUUCAGUGCCACCGGCUGGAGAAGAGGCUUUCCCACAGACCUAGCCUUCGUCAGAGCCAUUCCCUAGACAGCAAACCCACGGCUGAGAGCCAGUGGACUCUCAAGGGCCCCUCCUCCAUCAGCUGUGCUAAUCUUGAAGCCGAGAGGAACCCCGACCCGCUGCAGCCCCCAGCACCCAGGAGAGAGGUUACUGGAUGGGAUGAGAAAGCCCUGAGGUCCUUCAGAGAGUUCUCUGGCCUGAAAGGGAGAGAGGCUCUUCCCAGUCAGAAGAGACCGGGUGGUUUGCAGCCCAAACCAGCAGAAACCAGCCCUGUCAGCCUAGCAGAGGGAAAGGAACAGGGGACACACCUGGGGCACAGCAGCCCUCAGACUGAGCAAGGUAGUGUGCCCACACCAGAGAGCAGCAAGGAGAGCUCACCUCGUGUGCAGGACAGCACCCCGCACGAAGAGCAUCCCCCAAAGUUACAGCUGAAGAGCACCGAGUGUGGGCCCCCAAAAGGGAAAAAUAGGCCUUCUUCCCUGAACUUGGACUCUGCCAUUCCCAUCACUGACCUCUUCCGGUUUGAAAAUGUGGCCUCAUUUGGUUCACCUGGAAUGCAGCUCUCUGAGCCCGAAAACCCAAAGGUCACCUGGAUGACCUCAUCUCACUGUAAAGUAGACUCCUGGAGGGUUGACUCCCAGGACUCUCAGGACCUGGACAUGGUUGCUCAUGCCCUGACAGGCCGCCGUAAUUCGGCUCCCGUCAGUGUGUCAGCUGUGAGAACCUCCUUCAUGGUCAAAAUGUGCCAGGCCAGGGCGGUCCCCGUCAUCCCUCCCAAGCUUCAGUACACAGAGAUCCCACAGCCCCUGCCCUCUCAGAGCCCAGCGGAAGGUGGGGCUCAGCCUCCGGAGAAGAGCCCAGAAGAACCUGGAUCCACUGAUGUGACAUCCGGGAAACCUGCCAAAGGUGAUGCUCCCUCCCCCUCGGAAAGCCCCAAGGAAGAAAAGCCAAAGCAAGACACAGGAACCAAGGGGGCCUUGCCCAUGGAUGCCACUGCAUCCCGCACAUGUGAAGGCCCCAGCCUUUCUCCAGAACCAGGUUCGGCUAACCUGCUGUCCACCCAGGAUGCAGUAGUGCAAUGCAGGAAGCGCACAUCAGAGACAGAGCCAUCUGGGGACAACCUUCUUUCUUCAAAAAUAGAGCGACCAUCAGGGGGUUCUAAGCCUUUCCACAGGUCAAGGCCAGGAAGACCCCAGAGCCUAAUCUUAUUCAGCCCUCCUUUCCCCAUCAUGGACCAUCCUCCUUCUUCCACAGUGUCAGAUUCCAAGGUCCUGCUGUCCCCUAUCCGGAGUCCCACCCAGACAGUUUCCCCCGGCCUUCUUUGUGGGGAAUUGGCAGAAAACACAUGGGUCACACCAGAAGGGGUCACGCUUAGGAAUAAAAUGACUAUUCCUAAGAAUGGCCAGAGACUAGAGACCUCAACCAGCUGUUUUUACCAGCCUCAGCGGAGAUCUGUGAUUCUGGAUGGAAGAAGUGGGAGGCAGAUAGAAUGACUUCGCUUCACCUGCUGGUGUCUGAAAAAAACGCAUGAUUCAUUGGGAACUUACUACAGGCCAACUUACCUUUGGUCCAGACACAGGUUACCCAAGGCUAGGCUUGUUUGGGCCUCUUCUUCUCUUCCUUCAGCCUUCUGGCCAUUUAUUAAUCAGUCCAUUUGUCAAAGGAAAGGUCACGGGAAGGAUCAAGAGAUGAAAGUUAGAUAAGUCUUUAGGAGAAGGUGGGAAAGGUCAGAUAAGGGAGAGGAUGCAAUGCUUGCCCCAGUGAGAUCCGGGGCUGGUCUGUGAGCUGCGUUACUCCCCCAUUGGCAUUAUCUAUUCCUGUGGCAAGCUGGAUGUGACAAUGACUUGUGAAAGAAAGAGAGAUCCUUUGUGUUGAAAAAUGUUGCUACUGAGGUUUGAAGGCCUCCUCUUUACUUUGAGCUCUUUAAUGCGGUGUGAGAGUGUACUCUCCAGAAUAGAGCAGAUUUGGAAAAGCAAACUGACGCCCACUUAGAUCUCCCAGUGGGUGAAUUUGCUCAUGCUCUUUCCCCA